This is a messenger RNA of Melitaea cinxia (Glanville fritillary), 740 nucleotides long. Its product is annotated as sarcoplasmic calcium-binding proteins I, III, and IV-like. The record is from RefSeq and is a predicted model, not a curated record. Gene Ontology annotation, molecular function: calcium ion binding. Bases 1 to 552 code for a protein of 183 amino acids. The transcript has a single exon. Lineage: Eukaryota; Metazoa; Arthropoda; Insecta; Lepidoptera; Nymphalidae.
AUGGUGUCCGAUUUCAGAAAGAAGAAGCUUCUUCACGUGUUCACGUCAUUCUUUGACAGGAACGCCAGUGGCUCAAUCGACAAAAAGGAUUUCGAAUUGGCUAUUGAGAAUAUCACCAAGCUAAGAGGAUGGGCGGCUGGUGACGCUAAGUACAAGGAAGUGCAGAGCACUCUUUUAAAAAUUUGGGACGGUCUUCAGGGUCGUGCUGAUGCUAAUAAAGACGGUGAAGUGUCCACAGACGAAUGGAUCGCUAUGUGGGACGAGUAUGCCAAGAACCCUUCGGCCCCGCUUGAAUGGCAAUCCCUUUACGCUAAAUUCAUCUUCCAACUUGAAGACGCUAGUGGUGACGGGGCCAUCGAUGGAGAAGAAUUCUCAUCAGUUUACGCUUCUUUCGGAUUGAACAAGGAUGAGGCUCUCGCUGCCUUUAGGAACAUGUCCAAGGGAAAAGCUAACGUGUCCUGGGCCGAAUUCCAGGAACUAUGGAAGGAAUACUUCACCACUGAGGAUCCGAAAGCACCAGGAAACUUCAUCUUCGGAAAGUCAAGCUUCUGAUUUCUCGUUAGAGUUUAUAACGACCUGUAUUAUGUUAGCUAUAAUAUUACGUGAAGGUAGUGGAAGUGAAAUUUGACUGCGUAUAUUUAAAUUAUUAACUCAUUUGGCCUUAGAUAUAAGUAUUAAUAUUAAAAAUUCAAUUGAGCUGGAGCUAUGGUCAGUUGUUGCAAUAAAAUAUAUACAAUAUA